AUGAACAAGUUGGCGGUAUUGCUUCUUGCGCUGGCUCAGGCAUGCACGUCUCUGGCUGGCUCGAAUCGACCGCAUCGUCAGAUACAUUUCUCAUUUGCGUCCUCGACUCGGACUGCGUUUCCAUCUGCCAAGCUUGCGUACGAUGACGCGCAACAGCUGUACGCCAGCGCUACGUUGGUCCAAGAUGACGAUGCGCUACCUGUACCACCGCUUCGGCUUUCGCACUCGGGACUUUAUCUGAAUCAAGCGCACGCUCCAUCCGCUGUUCGUCGUCCGGAUCAUACCAACCAGACCGACCCAUUUGAGCCUCAGCCUCUGGUAGUGCACUUUGAUCCAUCGCUGUACGCGUCUUCCUCGGCCACGGCAUCUUUGGGACCGGUUCGAUUCAGGACGCGCGAUCAAGUGAUGCUCCAUUGCGGAGAAGGCGCAGGUGGAAUCGAGGCAUGCGAGCGAGAUGAUCUGAAACUAUCUCGGCCCAGUCAGGCAUCCAGACCGAUACCUCAUCCAAAAAGCCCGACGACACAAUGGAUGCACCAAGUAGAUGAUUUUCUUGACUGUAAACCAAGGCCCGCGUCGCUGCUCCCAGGUGGUCGCUUCCAUCUCGACGAACGAUCGUGUCCCGGCUGGACCAAGUACUGGCAGGCAGUCAAACAGACACGCAAGCACUCUUCGCACGAACUCUUGCAGAGCUUUGUCGUCACUGUGAAAUUCGACAAACUGCCCUCGCCAUCCACAACGGUAUCUACCAACAAUGACAAGCCAGAGCAGGAUAUCAAGCAAUUCUGGAUCGGCCAUCUGCAUCUGCACGAGUCACGUGCUUCGUGGCCGCUCGCCGGUAAUGCGCGCGACAGGAGACCAGGCCAGGAGGACAGAACAUGGCAUCCCAAGGAUGUCAACCGAAUCGCCGGUGCCAUGGAGAAUCCAAUGAUCCCUAGAUCUUCGCGCUUGAUCAACGAUCGCAACUUUGGCGUUUUCGUCGAUCAGUCGGCCUGGACGCUCGGUGUGCAGAUCAAGAUUCCAAUGAGCAUCACCAAUCCUCGCGACGACGAUGACGACGAACCGGAAGACAUACAUAACAGGGUAAAGGAAAACAUGAUUCUGCCUCCGGAACAAGUGUUUGCGCCGGUCUCGGGACAGGUAGUGUGGGCAAAAGAGUACACAUUUCGAAGACCACCCAUCUUUGGACCAGCAGCGGGCGAAAACGACGAGAGGAGUUUCUGUGUUAUGAUUCGUGACGAGUGGUCCAUGGUCUAUCAGAUCUUUGGCAUGGAUGCAUCCACCGUCACUGUCGCCGAGGGCGAUACGGUGCUUCGCGGCGACGUUUUGGGACACGCACUUCGCGAAGGGCUUUCGAUCGAGCCACCGUCGACCGAGCCGCCUGCGGACCACGCUACGUCGAAACCGGAUCAACAUGUGUCCUACUACCCGUAUCGCUUCCGCGCUCUUGAAGUGCGUGUUUCUCGCCCCGACGCGAGUUGGACCGAGUGGAAAGAUCCCGAUGAGCAAGGCUGGCAGUAUUUCCACCCUUUGCACGCGUUUACAGAAGGUAAAAAUUACCGAUCGCGCAUUACACCGUAUGGCUCGCCCACGAUUGUGUAUUUUGCCAAGCCAUCCACCGAUCCACUCAACACGCCCCCAAAUGCGUAUGCGAGCAGCAACGAUAUCUGGACGCCCACCCUGCAAGGUCCGACCGAAAUCAUUGUUGGGUUUGAGUACUUUCAGCAAACGCCCAACGAUGCGGCUGAUGGAAUGGACAACCUUGCCAUCUAUGCUCUGGAUCUGGCGAUCAAGAAGAAGCUGGAUGGACAGAGAGAGCCACAACGCGGGAUGGAAUGCGAUCUGGGUGGCGAGACGGAUCCCACGGGUACGGCCGAGCAAGACAAACGAUACUGGAGAAGCGUGUUUGAGCAUUCCAAACUGCCCAACAACUGGACUCCGGCUUCGACUCGUUCGGACGUGGUUGGCUCGACACCUUGCAACGUGAGCACCAGCGUGGAUGCCGAGCAAGGAUAUCGAUGGAUCUCGAAAUUGUUCUCGCACUACAUCGCCGCAUUUUCGCACGGCCGAUUUUUCCCAGAAAAGAUCACAAGUCAGUUUGACGAGAAGGAAAAAAGGCUCUACUACUCUGCCAGCAGAACGACGCGCGGAGAACCCAAGAUCGACGGCGCGUUCAAUGUUGAGCACGUGAUACAGCAGGAGGGCGAAGAAGGCGGACGUGGCAAGUACAGGUUGGUGGUGAGGGCGAGGGAUUACUGGGGUAACGUUGGAUGCAUUGCUUCGGAUGUUUUGCUUACUUAG
Molecule: messenger RNA, 2298 nt
Organism: Mycosarcoma maydis (corn smut)
Lineage: Eukaryota; Fungi; Basidiomycota; Ustilaginomycetes; Ustilaginales
Exons: 1
Coding region: 1-2298 (765 amino acids)
Source: RefSeq, a predicted model, not a curated record